AUGUCUCGUAUUCCGAUACCCGCUCAUCAUUCUCCUUCGCAGUCGCGCACGGGCAGCGCAGCCAACCGGCCCAUUUCCCCUGUUCCCUUUCCUGUAGAGCGCGCGGCUUCGCCUAUACCCACUUCUCGGCAUCAAUCGAGCUCAUCUAUGUCUACUUUGUCCGGGCACCACAGUUCCGUCGCUGAAACGCGGAAAAAACAGUCUAAGAGGGAUGAGGCCAUCCGAAGAAAGAUUGAGUCUGAGCUCGCAAGGAAGCGCACUAUCUCUACGACCAAUAACCAACAAUCUUCGCGUAGGGGACGCGGAAAGACUGCUCAGAAGGGCACUGUUGCUGCACUCAAGCCCAGUCCUGCUCUAACUGUUCCCGAGAACAUCACGGUCUCCGAGGCCAGUCAGUUGUGUGCAGCCAAGAGGACUGACUGCGUGCUGGUUGUGGAUGAUGAUGAGGCCUUGAGCGGGAUCUUCACGGCCAAGGAUCUGGCAUACAGGGUGACUGCUGAAGGGCUUGAUCCCCACAUAACCCAUGUUAGUCAGAUUAUGACACGGGAGCCCAUGGUCACGCGCGAUACUACUAGCGCUACGGAAGCUUUGCAGCUGAUGGUGCAAAGGCAUUUCCGUCACCUGCCCGUGUGUAACGAAGAGGGGAAUGUUGUGGGUCUCUUGGACAUCACCAAGGUAUUCCAUGAAGCUCUGGAGAAGGUGGAACGGAGUUCCUCAGCUUCAGAGAAGCUCUAUUCUGCUCUUGCCGGCGUUCAGUCAGAGCUUGGGCCUGGGAUGGCUCAUAACCCGCAGACGGCAGCGAUGCUGGCGUAUGUGGAUGCCCUGCGCGAGAAGACCGCGCUCCCCGAUCUUACGUCUGUCAUGGACUCACGAACAGAGCCGGCUACGGUUGGCCCCAAGACCACAGUCAGAGAGGUCGCAAAGCUUAUGAAGGAGAGAAGAACGACCGCUGUUUGUGUUAUGGAGAGUGCUCCUACCGCGCCCGGCGCCCCGCCCGCUCCUCAAAGAAUUGCCGGAAUAUUCACCAGCAAAGAUAUUGUCCUGCGAGUCAUAGCUGCUGGUCUGGAUGCGGGCAGAUGCAGUGUUGUUCGGGUGAUGACACCGCACCCUGACACCGCAUCUCCUACUACUACGAUCCAUGACGGUCUCAAGAAGAUGCACAAUGGGCACUACUUGAACUUGCCCGUGGUUGAAGAUGACGGUCGUCUUAUCGCCAUAGUCGACGUUUUGAAACUGACAUAUGCAACUCUCGAGCAGAUGAACGCCAUGACUGCUGAGGCUGCUGGAGAGCACGGGGAUCAAGAGGGUGGGCCCAUGUGGGGACGUUUCUUCGAGUCCUUGGGACACGAGGAUACGGAUUCUGUGCUUUCCGGCUCGCACAUUCCCAGUCAGCUUGAUCGAAACUCGUCGUUCAACCUCUCGCAUGUUCAGUCUCCCAUGUCCGAAGUGCAUCCCAAUGAUUCGGCCUCUGUGGUGGAUGAUGAGCCCAAGAACGGCACUGCUUCGAUUGCUGGACACCCGAGCGCGUUGCCUGUCGACGAUGGGACUUAUGUCUUCAAGUUCCGCACCCCCAGUGGCCGAACGCAUCGUUUCCAAGCAAGGAACGACAGCUUGGAGACGCUGAGGGAAAUCGUUACUGGGAAGCUGGCCAUUGAUCCCUUCUUUACCGACUUCCGGUCCACGGACGAAAGCGCGGUCGCUCCGGAUCCCAUGGACUUCCAGCUGUCCUACACAGAUGCUGAUGGUGAUACCGUGCUCAUGACGGCAGACAAUGAUGUCGUGGACGCGGUGAAGAACGCUCGGGCGACUGGGUCAGACCGUGUUGUCCUCAUCCUCCAAGGGGGUAAAGCGUGGGCGGAUGCAGGGGCUAACAAGAGCGAGGAACGAGCUGCAGCUGUCGCAGCCGCUGCCAAGGAGGAAACUAAAGAGGUCGAAAAGGCUGAAGCAACCUUGCCGGAAGGUGUUACUUUCACGCCGCCCAACCAUAUCCAUGUUCCCGAGCAAGAGCUGGUACUCGGCAUGCCAAAGGACUUACUGUUGCCGGCGAGUAUAGGUGCCCUGGCGGCGGUGAUCCUCGGCGUAUUCACGAUCUCUCGCCUUACAAGAGACUACUAAGUCUACCACGUCAAGGCUUCUCGGUUUGUAUCUUCACGCUCGUUGAUACUUGGUAAUGAGGAGAACACUAGUUAUGUUAGUCUUCAUCUUCGACGGAAUUGGAACUCAUGCAAACGAAAGCAACGAUAUCUAAUGACAUUCAUAUUGCCUCUU
Molecule: messenger RNA, 2268 nt
Organism: Gloeophyllum trabeum ATCC 11539
Lineage: Eukaryota; Fungi; Basidiomycota; Agaricomycetes; Gloeophyllales; Gloeophyllaceae
Product: CBS-domain-containing protein
Exons: 6
Coding region: 1-2115 (704 amino acids)
Molecular function (GO): protein binding
Source: RefSeq, a predicted model, not a curated record